AAAAAAACUUUUUGUUUUGUUUUUUCUGUCGACGAAUAAAAGCCAUGCUGCUAUACAAACCAUAUUUAUUGUUUAGAUGUAGAUCAGCCAGAGGAAACAUUAUGAUAAAAAUGUUGAGUCCAGUGCUGUUUAUACUCUUUCGGAGCAUCUCAUGACUCCAAUGAGGAGGAGGUGUUUCCCUGCAGAGCAGCAUCUUUCUGGGAUUAUUGGCCAGUCUAAAGCCAAACUCAUCCAUCUCAGACUGAAAAAUGUCUAACAUACAAGUAGCUGUUGCAACAGUUGGCCCUUUAGGAGACAAUCCAGUUCAGAUUGCCUGCCCAAAGUGCCACCAGACGGUCCUCUCCAAGGUGGAAUAUUCCUCUGGAUUACUCACCUACCUCUUCUGUGGAGGACUCUUUCUCUGCGGUUUUGUUUUAGGUUGCUGCCUCAUCCCGUUCUGUGUGGACCGUCUGAAAGAUGCCAAGCACACCUGCCCAACCUGCAAGACUGUCCUGGGAGUGUAUAAACGCCUAUAACCAAAUCUGCAGCUAUAAGCUGUCGGAUAGGUUAAAUGCAACCUGAUCUGAAAAAAAAGCAAAAAUAUUUUUUAAUUAAAUAAGAAUUGUAUUAAUUUCUAAAUUCCUAUUCCUUGUAAUGAAUGAGGGUGUACUAAAUGUGUGCUGCAGUUUCACCACUAGAUGUCAUCUGAGCCCAAAAAAUUGAGUUGUACCUGUUCAUAGAAACAUUAAAAAAAAUGUUUAAUUUAACUGAAGAAAUUAAACAACGAUAUUGAUACAUCUUUUCAAUCUUUUGAGAACAAGUAAACUGGGCAAAAUAAAUGCUUUUCAAAUAUUUGUAUUUCAUUAUUGAUCUAAAAAGUGAACCUUAAUAAAAGACACUGGAUUUAUUGGAAAAUACAGACAUUUGCAUUGUUUUAACCUGUCCAAAACACAUGACCUCACAGAUAAGUGUUUGCAUUAAACAGAUAUUUAUUAGUCAGUAUAAGUUUUAUCCUUCAAUUUUUACAGAAGCAAAAUGUAACAGGUUACAGAAAAGAAGCUAAAUCAAUGAUUUUAUUUUAAGUGUUCACAGAGCCAACCUUUACAUGAUGAAUCAUAAACAAAAUUAAUACCAGUAAUAAAAAGUACAUCUUUUAUUAAAUAAACCAAUAG
This is a messenger RNA of Cyprinodon variegatus (sheepshead minnow), 1151 nucleotides long. Its product is annotated as lipopolysaccharide-induced tumor necrosis factor-alpha factor homolog. The transcript has 4 exons. The coding region runs from base 249 to 515 and encodes 88 amino acids. The record is from RefSeq and is a predicted model, not a curated record. Lineage: Eukaryota; Metazoa; Chordata; Actinopteri; Cyprinodontiformes; Cyprinodontidae. Gene Ontology annotation, molecular function: zinc ion binding.